Molecule: messenger RNA, 2684 nt
Organism: Cynoglossus semilaevis (tongue sole)
Lineage: Eukaryota; Metazoa; Chordata; Actinopteri; Pleuronectiformes; Cynoglossidae
Gene: lss
Product: lanosterol synthase (2,3-oxidosqualene-lanosterol cyclase)
Exons: 23
Coding region: 146-2326 (726 amino acids)
Biological process (GO): cholesterol biosynthetic process; triterpenoid biosynthetic process
Cellular component (GO): lipid droplet
Molecular function (GO): lanosterol synthase activity
Source: RefSeq, a predicted model, not a curated record
GUGCAGUGUGGAUGACUUAGUCAGUGGUUACCUGCGUGUUCAACAGCACUACAGUUCCCAGCCGAAGAAGAAAGAGGCAGAAAACAUACUUUUCGACUCUGUCACAGAAAAACUUACGUUUAGUUUGAGAGACGGCACCAGAACCAUGACUGAGGGAACGCACUUGCGGAGGCGCGGGGGACCUUACAGGACGGAACCGGUCACGGACCUGAGCCGCUGGAGGUUGACCAAUGUUGAGGGCAGACAGACCUGGUCCUACAUCAAAGAUGAGGAAACUGUGGAGAGAGAGCAGACCAUGCUGGAGGCCCACUCCCUGGGCCUGGACACAAGUCAGUUUGUGUCGCCCUCUGCUGCUGCCCUCACAGCUGUGGACGCUGCACUCAAGGGCAUGAACUUCUACAGUCACCUCCAGGCCGAGGACGGUCACUGGGCAGGAGACUACGGCGGGACGCUCUUCCUGCUCCCAGGUCUGCUGAUCACGUGUCAUGUGACUAAAACCUGUCUCCCUGAGGCCUGGAAGAAGGAGAUGGUUCGGUAUCUGCGAUCUGUGCAGCUGCCUGAUGGGGGCUGGGGUCUGCACAUUGAGGAUAAGUCCACCGUCUUCGGCACCACGCUGAGCUACACCUCGCUGAGGAUCCUUGGCGUAGAGCCGGAUGAUCCAGAUAUGGUUCGAGCCAGAAAUAACCUUUACAGUAAAGGUGGUGCAGUGGGGAUUCCCUCCUGGGGUAAAUUCUGGUUAGCCAUUUUAAACGUCUACAGUUGGGAGGGGAUGAACACACUUCUGCCAGAGAUGUGGCUGUUUCCUGCCUGGACACCUGCUCAUCCCUCCACCCUGUGGUGUCACUGUCGUCAGGUCUACCUGCCCAUGAGCUACUGCUACGCUGUUCGACUGGCGGCAGAGGAAGACUCCUUAGUCCUCAGCCUCAGACAGGAACUCUACGUCCAGGACUAUUCGUCCAUCCACUGGCCGGCUCAGAGGAACAACGUGGCAGCGUGUGACAUGUACACACCCCACAGCACGCUGCUCACCUUUGCCUACAUGGUGUUGAACGUGUACGAAGCCCAUCACAGCAGCACGCUGAGGGAAAAGGCCGUCGCCGAGCUGUACCGACACAUCCAGGCCGACGACAGCUUCACCAAGUGCAUCAGCAUCGGACCGAUCUCCAAAACCAUCAACAUGUUGGUGCGCUGGUACGUGGACGGCCCUUCCUCACCAGUCUACAAAGAGCACGUGUCCAGGAUUCCAGACUACCUCUGGCUGGGAUUGGACGGCAUGAAAAUGCAGGGAACAAAUGGAUCUCAGCUCUGGGAUACCUGUUUUGCUGUGCAGGCGUUUCUUGAGGCAGGAGCUCAGGACCAGCCCAGAUUUCAGCAGUGUCUCCAGGCCGCCCAUGACUUUCUGACCAUCACACAGAUUCCUGACAACCCUCCUGAAUACCACAAGUACUACAGACAAAUGAACAAGGUACGUAUGUCUGAGGUAUUAAACAAGUACUAUCAACAUACAUCACCUCUGGUCCACAGUCACCUCUGGUCCACAGUCACCUCUGGUCCACAGUCUGAACGACUGUACGACGCUGUCAAUGUGCUGCUCAGCAUGAGGAACUCAGACGGUGGAUUUGCCACGUACGAAACCAAGAGAGGAGGAAAACUCCUGGAGCUGCUCAACCCCUCGGAGGUGUUUGGUGACAGACUGAUCGACUACACCUACGUGGAGUGCACCUCGGCAGUGAUGCAGGCUCUCAGACACUUCCAGAAGGUUCAUCCUCAGCACCGGACCGAGGAGAUACGGUCCACUCUGACAGACGGGCUGGACUACUGCAGGAGGGUGCAGCGCCCCGACGGAUCGUGGGAGGGGUCCUGGGGCGUGUGCUUCACCUACGGUACGUGGUUCGGCCUUGAAGCCUACGCCUGUAUGGGUCACGUCUACAAAGAUGGGGAUGUAUGUGCAGCGGUGCAGAGAGCCUGUCUGUUCCUGCUGGAGCAUCAGAUGUCUGACGGAGGCUGGGGCGAAGACUUUGAGUCAUGUGAGCAGCGGCGCUACGUCCAGAGCAGCGCGGCCCAGAUCCACAACACCUGCUGGGCCUUGUUGGGACUGAUGGCUGUCAGACAUCCUGACAGGAAGUCCAUAGAGAGAGGAGUUCAGCUGCUGAUUGACAAACAGCAGCCUAACGGAGACUGGCCCCAGGAGAACAUUUCCGGCGUGUUCAACAAGAGCUGCGCCAUCAGCUACACCUCCUACAGGAACGUCUUCCCGGUCUGGACCCUCGGCCGCUUCGCCGCUCUUUACCCCCACAGUCCACUGGCUGGGAAGGUGAAAGGGUGAGGCGGGUGAGGCGGGUGAGGUGACCAGUGUCCAGAAGGACUCAGUGAGAGACACCUGUGGACGGAACAGAAGACAAGGACGAUUCUUUUAAUUAAUGUUCACACAGCACAGGAGCUUUGUUUCAGUGUUUAACCACUGGAGGCAGUCAAGUGAAGUGAAGAAGCUAUUCUUUAAACAACGUUGUGAGUAGGGAUGUCCGAUAACUUUUUGCCGAUAUCUGAUAUGCCGACAGUGGGCAGUGGUGGCCUGGUGGUUAAGGAAGUGAAGUGCAGCCCCCCGGGCCGAUGGUUGUGAGUCAUAUUAACAACCAGCUCUGCUUGAAUAUAAAUCAUGUAAAAAAUAAAUUCCAUUUUACAAA